GUAGUAGCAGAUAAGCACACAAAAUCAUAACCGAUUUGUUUCUGUUUUUUAAAAUGGAUCACAAUCCCAGCGACUGGAGAGGCGAGUUCGUUUGAUGGCGCCAAAAUUCUCACGCGCAACUCGGAGACUGUGAUCCACUCCCCGGAUUUUCCUGCUGUUUAAAGCGAUCGCACGCUCCCCCGCCUUCGGCGGCGAUUGAAGACGCCGAGCGCGUGACUUCUCCGUCUCCGUUCUAAAUUUUUAAUGCGAAAUUGUUCUCGGCCAUUAUCAAUUCAUUCAUGUGCGGCUUGCUGGAUUCGCGCACCGAACUUUAAGGAAGCGAGGCAGAAAGGAGGAUGAGUGAGUACAAGCGGUUUCAGCUCGGCACCAUUGGGGCUUUGAGCCUCUCUGUCAUUUCGUCUGUGUCAAUUGUGAUUUGCAAUAAGGCGCUUAUGAGCACUCUGCGGUUCAAAUUUGCUACAACUUUGACAAGCUGGCAUUUAUUAGUUACAUUUUGUUCACUCCAUGUUGCACUCUUGCUGAAACUGUUUGAGCAUAAGUCUUUUGAUUCAAGAACUGUUGUUGGAUUUGGUAUUCUAAAUGGCAUCUCAAUUGGAUUGCUAAAUCUUAGUCUUGGUUUCAAUUCUGUGGGUUUCUAUCAGAUGACGAAGCUUGCCAUCAUCCCUUGCACUGUACUACUUGAGACACUUUUCCUGAGCAAAAAGUUCAGUAGGAGCAUUCAGCUUUCUUUGUUCAUAUUACUACUCGGUGUUGGGGUUGCAACUGUAACUGAUUUGCAGCUAAAUGUGCUGGGCUCGAUCUUGUCACUCCUCGCAGUACUCACAACUUGCAUUGCGCAAAUUGUAUCCUUUGUCAUUUUUGAAUGUCCUUAGUUAUCUCCAUGUGUGCUUUAACAUUGAGUUUCAAAACUUUAUACACAGUAGUAAUCCCAGUUUCAACUAUCAACUCUUUUUCGAGGGUCAGUAAUCAUGAUAUCAUCUUUGUAUUUAGCUAGUAGCCUAAAAAGGAAGACAAGACAAUUACAUGGUUUUUUGUCAAUUAAACGUGUUCCUUAAAUUUGACGGGUUGGAACUUGGGACAUGUAGACAACUAAAUUGAGACGGGGAGUAUAUUUUUAUUUCUCAAACCUGAAGAGUUUGAAGUGCAUACCCCUAUUGUUUUCUAGGUAUUAAAAGUAACAUGCAAAUGAAUCACAUAUGGCAGUCUUAACAUGUUUUAUUUCAUCGUUUCGCUAAUUGGACAAUCAUUUGUGAACAAAAUUUCUUUACGUAA
Cuscuta campestris is the source of this 1272-nucleotide messenger RNA. Lineage: Eukaryota; Viridiplantae; Streptophyta; Magnoliopsida; Solanales; Convolvulaceae. The record is from the annotation of a GenBank genome assembly.